AUGACAAGGCUCACUGACGAUGCCGACUACGAUGCCGGCGAAAUGUCUGGAAAUGUUCCAAGUUCACGGUUCGACCCUGGAAUUUAUCAUGCAUACUAUGGACACCGGACAGGUUACGUUCCUCUAGGUCUUCCUGCCAAUAUAGUCAAGUUGCGAAAACCAGUUCAAGAAACUUCGAUAUAUAGCCAAACUUGUAAUCGCCUUAUAUAUUUAUAUAUGGACACAUAA
Molecule: messenger RNA, 228 nt
Organism: Protopolystoma xenopodis
Lineage: Eukaryota; Metazoa; Platyhelminthes; Monogenea; Polystomatidea; Polystomatidae
Source: the annotation of a GenBank genome assembly